UCAAUUCUAUCCCAAUCCGCGCGCUGCCUUGCUGCGUCGUUCCGUCGUUCGCGCAACCCGUCGCUUCGCUGCAUGGCGUCUGCGGCUGCACCACCCCCUCCUAAAUACUUCCUACUCGAGUACAAGUACGUCCCGGAUAUCCUAGAGAAGCGGGCGCCAUUCCGGUCUGCUCACAUUGACGGUGCGAAAAAGCAGGCCGAAGCUGGGAAGAUGGUCUUGGCUGGUGCCUUCGGGGAGACGCCGGAAGGUGCUCUCUUCGUGUUCAAGGACGUGACCCGGGAGGAGAUAGAGCAGUUUGUGCAGGCGGACCCCUACGUGCAGAAUGGGCUUGUACCCUCCUGGCAGGUCAAGCCAUAUGCCGUGGUUGUUGGUCCCAACUGACGAGGGAAGGACGUCCUUCACCAAGCUGCCAUAAAUGAAUCAGAUUUUGUAACCUAAUGUAAUCCAUGGUG
Molecule: messenger RNA, 452 nt
Organism: Volvox carteri f. nagariensis
Lineage: Eukaryota; Viridiplantae; Chlorophyta; Chlorophyceae; Chlamydomonadales; Volvocaceae
Exons: 6
Coding region: 73-381 (102 amino acids)
Source: RefSeq, a predicted model, not a curated record